This is a messenger RNA of Rhodamnia argentea, 1028 nucleotides long. Its product is annotated as DNA oxidative demethylase ALKBH2-like. Lineage: Eukaryota; Viridiplantae; Streptophyta; Magnoliopsida; Myrtales; Myrtaceae. Gene Ontology annotation, biological process: DNA repair. The record is from RefSeq and is a predicted model, not a curated record. The transcript has 4 exons. The coding region runs from base 95 to 853 and encodes 252 amino acids.
UGCUCAAAAAAUGGCUAGUAAAAUGGCCUAUAAAAGCAACCUCCUUUGGCGCUGAAUUGGCUUUUCGGUUCUUCUUCGAUCCUUUCAAAAAUAGAUGAUGACCCUUCGGUUGAAAUCGGAACCCAUCUCGGAAGAAGAAGAAGAAGGAGAACCCACGCCCUCAUCUCGCUCUGGUGAGGAACCCGCGAAGAAAUCGACGAGGGUCGAUCUUGGGAAUGGGAGCGAAGUCGUGUACAUGCCUCGCUUCCUCUCGAGCGACGAGUCCUGGCGAUUUUACAACUACCUCAACAGUCGCAUUCCUUGGACGAGACCUACGAUCCGGGUCUUUGGUCGCUCUUGUUUACAGCACAGAGACACAUGUUAUGUUGCGAAUGCCGGUCUGACGGACUUGGUGUACAGUGGAUAUCAACCACAUGCCUACUCGUGGGACGAUUAUCCUCUGCUCAAGGAAAUCUUGGAGGCAGUUCACAAUGUGCUUCCUGGGAGUAAAUUCAAUUCUCUUCUAUUAAAUAGAUACAAAGGUGGCAGUGACUAUGUAGGUUGGCAUUCUGAUGACGAGAAACUAUACGGAUCUGCUCCAGAAAUAGCCUCUGUUUCCUUUGGAUGUGAACGUGAGUUUUUCCUCAAGAAGAAACCCAGUAAAACCUCCCAAGCAAGAAGACCGGAUGAUGGACCGGUGAGAAAGCGAUCAAGGAUAGGCAGUGAUGCUGCUCAACAUACAUUUGUCCUGAAGCAUGGCUCCUUGCUAGUGAUGAGAGGCUACACUCAACGGGAUUGGAUCCACUCUGUACCAAAGCGUGCCAAAGCGGAGGGGGUCCGGAUCAAUCUGACCUUCAGGCGCAUUGUCUCAUAGUUGAUGUAAUUGCACAAACAAAGAAACAGGAGGAGACCAGCAUUGUUUUUCUUGUACCCAUCUACCAGUCUGUAUUGUGGAGAUGCUACUUGUAGUUUGCUCUCUUUUGUAACAGAUUGGAUUGCACUAAUCCUCUGUUUAAGUACUUAUGUUUCUUAGUAAGCGUCAAGAAGCU